Molecule: messenger RNA, 3993 nt
Organism: Giardia duodenalis
Lineage: Eukaryota; Fornicata; Diplomonadida; Hexamitidae
Exons: 1
Coding region: 1-3993 (1330 amino acids)
Source: RefSeq, a predicted model, not a curated record
AUGCUGGCCGGUGAAGCAGACACCCAACAGGCUGCAUCGGUGGCCGAAAUGCUUCCACCAAAUCUUGGAAAAAUUAUUAGACAGUCUCAGCAAGACACUCAAGAGAGUCGAGUCCGGUCGCGCCCAAGUUCUACUCGGCAAGGGUUUGUUGUAGCAGAGCAGCGGCUGCGCGAAAACGCUGACUAUAGGGUUCUCUGUGGCAUCUGCCGCAGAUGGGGUGACCGUGAACACCUCAAUGCUCAUGACGGAUUCACUCCACAGUUGAAAUUGAGCGGAUCUUCCGGCUUCAAUUGUCAAACGAAGAUUGGUCGCGCUCGCACCGCGCGGAUGAUAGAGACCAUCAUCCUGCACCUUCCUGUUUCUCUGACCGAGUGCUUGAGCAUUUGCCAUGACUCAGUAGACUGGGUGGCAGGCAGGAUUGCUGAUAGUUGCAGGUAUUUUGAGUCCUGGUUCCCAGCCAGCUUCAUGGCACUAAUCAACGAAAAGGCAGAAAUGAUGGGCCGUGAAAAACUCCUUCUACCCCAGGACUCCCCUGAGGACGUGCGGGACGAUGAGGAUUGGAGUAUUGACAUAAAUACCGGCCGUGCACAGAGCAAAAAAUGGUCUAAGGAGCUGUACAGUGGAGCAAAAACACCAUCUAUAGAUUUUUACGACGACACUGAAGAUAUAUCUGCUAGAGAUCUUCUUGCUAAAUUGACUGCAGAGCAAGCCUCACAAGAACAGCAGGCCAAUCAAAUUGUGAAGCCACAUGUAUAUCAUCAGGCACGGUCUAGACCGGGCUUUUCAUACAACUUUGUAGACAGAACCAAGGACUUCUAUUUGAACUCUCGGUGUCCACACGGAGAGGCACAGCAAAUAUUAUCAGACGCCGCAAACGAGGCCAUCUAUGGAGCGCGGCAGCCGAUACUCAACCAUACACCCAUGCGGCCUGCAUCACAGCAGCUUACUAGGGCAGAACAAAUUAUUUACAAGACUGUUUACUCAAAGCCCACUCGUAUCAUCGACCAGGCACCAAAAAAUAUCAAACCAUUAACAGCCCCGUACACGUCUUCGUUGGACGCGGCGCGGCAUAGGUAUGAGCUAUAUAAAAACAUACUUGCAUCUGGAGACAGACAGGUCAACACAGCUGGCAGGACCUUCCGGAGUAUGAAUUCCUCAUCGGUACGGCUGGCAGAAGAAGCCUUACACCUUAAUGAGCUGGAAGCAGAAAUAAAAAUGAAUGUCAAAGCUUAUCACGAGGGCCGCGUGAGAGCCAAGUCUGUUCACGGCACUAUGGUUGAAAGUCGGCGCUACGGAGCAACAGGCUUUAAAGAAGUGCAGAUGGGCCGCGGUGUCGUCGUUGUUCCAGACUACUUCACUCCACAGACUCGACGACACACAAAAGCGCUGUAUGAACAGUAUAAUAAUGAGUAUGACUUUAGUACCACAGAAAUAGACCAACCAGACGAGCUCCUGGACUUCAACGAAGACUUUACCGGCCUUGGAAUAGCCAAACUUAACCAAUCAAAGCUUCGAGCGUUGGCAGGAAUCGUUACCAGUCCAAAGUAUGCUGAGACGGAAGAAGGAGCUGAUGGGGCCCAGGGAGAUGAAUCUGACAACGAUCUGGAGGACAGCGACGACUCUGUGGACAAAGCCAAGAAGCGUUCUAUGGGGAAGAAUGGCAUCUCUGCAGCCAAUGCUUUCAUAUAUCGUAAAGCCAUAGCAGAGUAUGUGACCUCUCAAGUUAACCUUCCUCAGUAUGACAACAAGCUCCAGCCCAUGAUUUUCCCUCAGGAUACUGAGAAGUCGGGUGCAUUCUACUCCAGUCCUCAGCAGUCAAUGGCCGCUGCUGGAGAUCUAAAGACUAAGGAUCUUCUGUCAGGAGGAAAACACGGCUUUGAUCCUCGUUUGUAUCAAGUACUUGACGCAUCUAAGAACAUAUUGAAUAAUGAAGAUUUGCUCUUAGACAGUGACAGCGAGGAUAACUUAGGUCGUCGUCCGGCGAAAGCACUCCCGGAUCAGCAUCUCUACGAAGACCUCUAUCUUGAUUCCGACCCAUCCGAUCCUGAUGCUCCUGCUCAGGAGGACAAGAUAGAGGCCCCCGAGUUAUCAUUUGUCCGUGAAUCUGUUAUACUGGAAGGAGUCAGGGACACGCUCGCCCCGAUAGCAGACAUCGCUAAAGAUCCAAAAGGCUUGCUGAUAACACCAGAUCCCGUCGGCCCUCUUAUUAUGAAGCAAGCAGCUAGUAUGAAGGCCAAAGCCAUCAAAGCAGAAGUAGCAGCUAGAGAAGAGCAGGCUGCCUUAGCAGCAAAGCUUGCACGAGAAAAGGCACGAAAGGCAGCUGAAGCUAAUGAAAAGACAAAGAAUUCUAAAGGUACCAAAGCACCCAAGGUUAAAAAGCAAUCUCAAGGGCCAAGCGUCACAGACACGAUGUCCAAAUAUACAGCAUCGGGAGCCCCGGUUAGCUACGAAACUAUGGCGGCAGAUACUUACAAAGCUGCAGCUAUAGUCGAAGAGCUGGCACAGAACGCGGAGGCUGUACGGAGCCUUGCCGAUGCCGAGAUAGAACGAUCAAAGCAGCGUGAAGAGGCUUUUGUUGAGAAACAGCGCGUAGAGAUGCGGAAGACCGCUGCUUUCAAUGGUCUCACGGAGGCGUGUAAGAAGGUUGCAGAGAGAACGGGAGACCUGAACUCUAUGAGGACUGCAGGCAUCACGCACGUCGCCAAGGCACAUCUAGGUAACACUGUCUUUUACAAGCCGGGCCUAGAGAAGUAUGAGCGGCAGCGUCUGUCUGACGAAGAAGCAGAAGAUAAUUCAGCAAUUAUCACUAAGAUAGACCUGAGUCUCAAACCGUAUCUUUAUGAUAAUAGUAAGACUCUAGAAAAGCUCAGUAAAAUUACUGAGAUCACAUCAACUCCACUUCGCAAAGAAGACGAUGGAACUGUGCCCCUGUUCGAACGAACGUAUCAGCCCAUCAACGCUGCAUCCCGCAAGCCAGGGUGCACGGACAUGACUCUGCCAUAUAUAGAGCAGCCUACAAGUGCGCCAUCCUUAUUUCAACGGACGAUGAUGGGUCGGCAUCUCAGUGGCAUGCAGUUUAAAGAAGACAUGUAUGACUACACCGAGUCCGGUUGUGCUCCGCCGUUUGCACCCGAUAUCGGCUCAGUAGCCUCGACCGUCACCGCUGAAGUCAGCGCACGAAAUGCCCAGAGGACCAAGCCCCUCCCGCAACCAAAUCGGAAAGAGAUACGUACUUUCUUUGAUGACCGUGCCAUCAACACUGCCAAUCCACAAACACAAGUAUUUAAGAUGCAAAGCAUUGAGACAGACUCAAGUCUGAAAGUGGACGGGGCAGUAGCUUCUGCACAAAACAUCGCCUCCUUAUUCACUCUCAACACAGACAAAAGCCAGAAGCUGAACGCUGCUUUAGUAAAGCGUGACUUGGCACGAAGGAAUGCUGAUGCCAAGGUUAUGAGCUCAAGUGGACUUGAUGAGUCUACCCUGCCAGACAUAGACCUUGGCGCCGAUAAAGCAGCAGCUCUCAGUACAGCAUCUCCCUCAAGGCUAGAUGGCGACUCUGCUGUCACUGAGCAGAUGACCCCCCUGAUUGCACAGGCGGAUAGAACUGUUGCUUUGGCUGGAAUGACAAGAUCUGUCAUAUCUGAGUAUAAGAGCCAUGCAUCUGAGUUCCAGCAGGAGCGAUUAGCCAGCUCAGUGUUUGGUAGACCCGCCGUGUUACCAAGUAUGUCUUUGAUUGGCAGGGAGUUAGCACGUGUCAAGGACAAUAACCUACUGAAAGAUCUUCAGCAAGCGAAUAUUUCUGUAAUCCCUUCACGGAAUGCGACCGUCCCUGCUCUUACACAGCGCGAUAACAAUCCGACGCUGGUCAACAUUGCAUCCAUAAUGUCCCGAAUGAACACGGAUCCAUGUCCUCGAGAGAUCACCAAGAAAGAAAAGAAAGGAAAAAAGAGCAAGAAGGGUAAGAAGGGCACGAAAGGAAGUAAUAAGAAGUAG